Molecule: messenger RNA, 2733 nt
Organism: Arvicanthis niloticus (Nile rat)
Lineage: Eukaryota; Metazoa; Chordata; Mammalia; Rodentia; Muridae
Source: RefSeq, a predicted model, not a curated record
CAACCAGACGGAGCCGCCACUGCGGAGCUCCAGCCCAGCUCCCUGAGCAUCCGCCCGGCGCCCCUCGGUAUCCAGGCUGCGCCAUGGCCAAGGCCACCGACGUCUGGUCCGACCUCGUCCUCGUCUUCUGGUUCGCCUGCCUCCUGCCCUUGGGUCCGGUGAGGGUGGCCGCAGGUCUCUAUAAUCUUAGUCUUACUACUGAUGGCCCUGCUACCGUGGGCACCGAAGUGACCAUCUCAGCCAGCCUGAUGGUCAAGGACAAUGGCAGCCUGCUCCUGCCUGCAGAUAACCACCUCUACCGUUUCCACUGGAUCCACACACCUCUGACACUCACUGCCAAGACUGAGAAGAAUCUAACCUCGACCAUCCGUGUGUUGGGCAGCGUGCCUGGGGACUUCCCAGUCUCUGUCUGGGUCACUGCUCUCGACUGCUGGAUGUGCAAGCCAUUAGCCAGGAGUACUCUAGUCCUCCCCAUUAAAGAGUCCCUUGUGGGAAACAUAGUCGUUACCCAAAACACCUCCCUGUCUUGGCCGAACUCGUACAUCACCAAGAAAAGUCUUAGGCUGUCCUUUCUUCUCCAUGACCCGAGUGACUUCUUCAAGUCGGCUUCCUUCUUCUACCGAUGGGACUUUGGAGACGGGACCUUGUUGAUAACUGACAACUCUGUGGUGUAUUACAACUAUUCGAGCCCUGGAACCUUCACGGUGAAAGUCAGGGUGGUGGCAGAAUGGGAGCAGAUAGAGCCAGACACCACGAAGGGCAUCAUACAGAAGACCGGCGACUUCUCAGCAUCUUUAAAUCUGCGGGAGUCACUUCAAGGCAUCCAGAUUUCCGGGCCCACCCUCAUGCAGACAUUCCAAAAGCUGACAAUGAAUCUGAACUUCUUCGGGAGCCCACCUCUGCAUGUGUGCUGGGGCCUCAAACCGCAGUGUCUCCCACUGGAGGACAGAGAGUGCCACCCUGUGCUGGUGACCCGGACAUCUUUUAACCUGACCCACCUCUUCCAGGACCCCGGGGACUACUGCUUCAUCUUCCGUGCUGAGAAUGCUAUCAGCAAGGCUCACCAGUACCACAGGAUUCAGGUGUGGCCCUCCAGUUUCCAGCCUUUUGCCUUUGCUUUCCCGUGUGCCACGCUAAUCACCGUGUUGCUGGUUUUUAUCAUGUACAUGACUGUGCGGAGCGCUACUAACCAGAAGGGCAUAGUGGAGAGCCCAGCGACCACUGGGAUCAAGUGUUGCUGCCAGGUGUGCUGCGGGUCUCUCUUUCUAGACAGCCCGUCUGAGUACAUGGAAAUCGUCCGCGAGAACCACGGGCUGCUUCCACCCCUCUACAAACCUGUGAAAACCUACAAUGUGUGAACCCAUCCCUUGCCUCUCAGUAUUCACCGAUCACCCAUUGGGAGCUUUGGGCAGGGUGGCCUAUGCUACUGAGCAGGAGGGGUUUACACAGGUGUGACCAUUUGCCCAGACUGGUCACUGAUCUGUACAGUCCGCCCAGCUGACGUCAUCCGCCCUCUAUGUCAUCUCCCUGCUGUCAUCUAUUCAUCCGUACAGUCUAGUCAGUGCUGUAAGGUGUUCCUAGUCACCCUCCCCCCUCUACCAAGCAGGAUUCUGAUCUUUGGUGUGUUGUGUUAAGACUCUCCCAAGUGGGUCUGGCUGCCCCUUGCCCAUUGCUUACUGGGGAUUCAUGAGGCCUCUGGUAAUGCAGUUCUGCCCAAGCCAGAAGGAACGAGGAAGGAGGUCACAGAUGGUUAAGGAUGGAUAGUGAAAGACAACACGUUCAGAUGCACACGCUCACAGCAAGGAAGGGCACGAAUGGAUGUGACAGAGUACCUCAGAUGAUUUGCUGUGUAUCUGGAAGGCUUGUUGCUGAGAUGGCCUUGAACUAGACCUCAAAGGUGGUGGCCCGAGCCCCGCCUCACCCUCUGUCCUUCGUCAUGUUCCAUGACCAGGCCAUUCUGUUCCCCGCCUGCUUGUUGGAAGCUGGGUGGGGGAUGGGGGCAGAAUGAACACCCUGUGAGUUUAGAAUGCUUUGUAAGUGGACCCUAUUUCAUUUAAACCUGUAAGAUCAAAGUCCACCGAGGGAAAAGUCACUAGAGCAAAUAGGAAGGUUGAGUUAGUGAGGACUUGGGAUAGCAGCCGUAUACUAGUGAGUCUUGAUGUCUGCACGCUCUCUCCCUCUCCCUUUCUCUCUCUGUGUGUGGUGUGACACCUUACCCACUCAGUUACUCCCAAGGUAGCAGAAGAAAAAAGCAGGAAGCAGGGGAUGCCUUGAAAGAUGGUAAGGAGAAGCCUGACGUGGUGGCAUACACCUCUAAUCCCAGCACCUGGGAGGCAAAGGCAGGUAGAUAUCAGAUCAGAGUUCACAGUUGGCCUGGUCUACAUAGUGAGUUCCUGGACAUCCAGAGCCACAUAGGAGUUCCUGUCUCAAAGGAAGGAAGGAAGGAAGGAAGGAAGGAAGGAAGGAAGGAAGGAAGGAAGGAAGGCAGGCAGGCAAGGAAGGAAGGAAUCAUAGUACUUUGGUGUGGAUGUAAGCUUCCAGGCUUACCCAGGUACCCAGCGUACCAGGGCAGCCUGCACCUGCUGGAUAAUGACGAAAAAGUCUGUGAAGGUAGCUCUCUUGUCACUGUAACUGUUGGCCCUUGGACAUCCUGCUGAAAUAGUAUUGUCUCUUGUACCGUUCAUUCCCAUGACAUACUGCCAUUGUUCCUGAAUAAAAGCUUCAUCAAGCACA